UGUGAAAAUUUGAACAAUCGGAAGAUAUUUCGGGAAAGUACAAAAAAACAAACAAUAACGAUGGAUGCUGUUUUUGAUAACCCGAAUUAUAUGAUCAGCAAAUUUUUGCUGAGAUUCCUCGGAUUGUGGCCGACUCAAUCUAGAUUAAGAAAGAAUCUAUCUUUCUUGGCAUACACGUUUAUAAUUUUUUCACUGGUGAUUCCCAUAUUUUUCGGUAUGUUAAAUAAUAAGACCGAUCUAGUAAUUAUCAUCGAAGACAUCACUGGUAUUUUAUAUUUAUUGAGCAUUUACACCAAGUACUUAUCGUUUUACGUUUUCGAAGAAAGAAUGAUACGAGUUUAUAAUCAAUUAGUAAAGGAUUUGGAGGAUAUAACAAUCAAAGAGGAAAAAGCCAUACUGCGUAAACACGCCCGACAGGGACGCUUUCUGUCCAUCAUCUACGUCGGUUACGGCGCUAUUGCGACCAUGGUAUUCAACUCGACUCCCUACAUACCAUUGAUUUUGGACAAAGUUUUCCCAUUGAACGAGACCCGCGACCUGCUGUUCCCGUAUUACGCCGACUAUUAUUUCAUCGACGCGGUCGAGUAUCAUUACACUUUGUUCACUUUUCACGGGGGUAUGGUUAUUUGCGCCGCGACAUUGGGCGCCACAGCCGUCGACUCGAUGUUCGUCGUCAAUGUCAAGCACAAUUGUGGCUUAUUCAACAUUGUAUGCUAUAGAUUGGAAAACAUCGGUAAAUCAGCCCUGUCAAAAGAUCAUGCUCUACCGACCGCUCAUGCGAGCGACGAAGUUGUUUAUCGUGAAAUGAAAAGCGUAUUUAUCAGCCAUCGCAAUUCCAUAGAAAGCUCCCAAAUCAUCCAAGAAACGCUGAGCGGAAGUUUCUUAUUCAUUUUUGCUGCAGCAAUGGCUGCCAUAGCUAUGUUAGUUUUCGAUAUAAUGCUUAACUUGCAAAAACCUAUUCAAAUCAUUCGAAUCGGGGUAUUACUAGUGGGCGUAUAUCUGAGCAUUUUUUAUAUGAAUUACAUUGCACAGCAAAUUAUGAAUGACAGUGAAAAAGUUAACGAAGCUGCAUGCAAUAGUUAUUGGUACCAUUGCUCGCCGAGUGCCCAAAAACUCGUGCAAUUAGCAUUAUUAAGAAGUCAAGCGCCAAUUAUUUUGUCAGCCGGUGGCGUGUUUGAUAUGAAUUUGGCAACAUUUGCAUCUAUGAUCAAAUCUUCAGCUUCGUACGCUACCGUUUUAUUACAAAUGCAGCAGAAGUAAAUUCCCUGCCUGUCAUUAAUUAAAAUAGUACAAA
This is a messenger RNA of Trichogramma pretiosum, 1294 nucleotides long. Its product is annotated as odorant receptor 67c-like. The transcript is spliced from 9 exons. NCBI's taxonomy places the organism in Eukaryota, Metazoa, Arthropoda, Insecta, Hymenoptera, Trichogrammatidae. The record is from RefSeq and is a predicted model, not a curated record. Gene Ontology annotation, cellular component: plasma membrane. The coding region runs from base 61 to 1260 and encodes 399 amino acids. Gene Ontology annotation, biological process: sensory perception of smell; detection of chemical stimulus involved in sensory perception of smell. Gene Ontology annotation, molecular function: odorant binding; olfactory receptor activity.